This is a messenger RNA of Salvelinus fontinalis (brook trout), 1202 nucleotides long. RefSeq names its product outer mitochondrial membrane lipid metabolism regulator OPA3 (gene opa3). The transcript has 2 exons. The record is from RefSeq and is a predicted model, not a curated record. Gene Ontology annotation, biological process: regulation of lipid metabolic process. Bases 36 to 593 code for a protein of 185 amino acids. Gene Ontology annotation, cellular component: mitochondrion. NCBI's taxonomy places the organism in Eukaryota, Metazoa, Chordata, Actinopteri, Salmoniformes, Salmonidae.
GAAGAAGAAGAAGAAGAAGAAGUGUUUCCGUUAAGAUGGCUGUCGGUGCCUUCCCCAUCGCCAAGCUCCUCUACCUCGGUGUACGGCAGCUCAGCAAGCCCGUGGCCAACAAGCUCAAGGCUGGGGCUCUCCGGAGCGAGUUCUUCAAGACAUAUGUUUGUCUUCCACCGGGACAGAUUUACCACUGGGUGGAGAUGAGGACCAAGAUGAGGAUCAUGGGUUUUCGGGGUUCCACCAUCAAGCCCCUGAACGAGGAGGCGGCAGCAGAGCUGGGUGCAGAGCUGCUGGGGGAGGCCAUCAUCUUCAUCGUCGGAGGAGGGUGUAUGAUCCUAGAGUACAGUAGACAGGCGGCCAACUCUAAGAGGAAGGAAGAAGAGCUGAGUCACACCAUUGGCAGUCUGCAGACACAGAUCGGAGAGCUGACCUUGAACGCAGAGACACUGGACGCCAGGCUAAGAGAGGUCAACAGGUUGCUGCUCUCCUUACCACCUCCAACCCAGGCACCGUCUGCUCCUGCUACCACGCAACUUCCUGUUUCGGAUCCUGCUACCACUCUGGCUUCCUCUUCUGUGGAUCCCAGUCAAAAGAAGUGAUACAAUGUGUAAUUUCUGAAAUAGCCUGGUGGUCGCCAGAUCUGUUUUGUCUUUAGCCAAGUUCUCGCUCAUGUCAUAACUAGCCUUUUUCAUAUCUGGCUCUCUCAAUGUAGUGUUGUCAGACGAAACUAAAGUCCUAUACACACACACACUCUGCAAACGGAGCGACGGAGAUUUGUUUGUAUUGAUUCCUGCUUGCUUUUGUGAGGCAGAAUUUUUGGAAUGGACCGUAUACGCCGCUCUGUUUGAGUCGUAUGUUUGUGUGUGUAGAGUCCUUUCCGUCUAGGUUAUGAUGCCACACGAUUCAGUUGUUGGCUAAAACAGACACAGAUCUCUGUCCACCAGGUUAUGUCUGUUAAUGAAAGGACUGUGAAGCUUAUCGUAUGCUUCCCAGAUGAAACAGUUUGUGCAUAUAUUAUGAUGUUUGCUUCGGUCUUUGGCAGGGUUUUUUUUUAUUUUUUGGGGGGGGUGUUAAUUUUUAUUCUUGAGGCAAGUCUAUGUUCGGUACUCCUAGUAGUAGUACCUCCUACCAGUAGUAGUACCUCUACCAGUAGUAGUACCUCUACCAGUAGUAGUACCUCUACCAGUAGUAGUACCUCCUACCAGUAG